This is a messenger RNA of Suricata suricatta (meerkat), 1160 nucleotides long. It is a transcript of the gene TSPAN8, whose product is annotated as tetraspanin 8. Lineage: Eukaryota; Metazoa; Chordata; Mammalia; Carnivora; Herpestidae. Bases 193 to 909 code for a protein of 238 amino acids. The transcript is spliced from 10 exons. Gene Ontology annotation, cellular component: membrane. The record is from RefSeq and is a predicted model, not a curated record.
UGUCUUGGAACUUGGAUGCACCAAUUCUUGCCAAGACUAUGAGCUGUGGGAAGCUGGGAGCACUUGACUGAGCAGCUAGCACACCGUGGGCCCAGAAAUCUCUGCAGGCACAUUCUUCCAGAGCAGAUUGCAGGACAAUCCUCCAACCAACAGAUACAGUCGCGGCAUCUGGAUUCCUGAUUCUUCUGCGACAUGGCAGGUGUGAGUGGCUGUAUAAAAUAUUCUAUGUUUAUCUUCAACUUCUUGUUCUGGCUAUGUGGCAUCUUGAUCCUGGCAAUAGCGAUUUGGGUACGAGUAAGCAAAGAUGGUCAAGAGAUUCUCAGCCCUGGGGAUUCUGCCACUAACCCCUACAUUUCUGUGAAUAUCUUGAUUGCUGUGGGCUCCAUCAUCAUGAUUCUGGGUUUCCUGGGAUGCUGUGGUGCCGUGAAAGAAAGCCGCUGCAUGCUUCUUUUGUUUUUCAUAGGCUUGUUCUUGAUCCUGCUCCUGCAGGUGGCCGCAGGUAUCUUAGGAGCUACUUUCAAAUCUGAAUCCGAGCGCAUGCUGAAUGAGACACUCUAUGAAAACGUAAAGCUUUUGACUGGAGCAGAUAAUGAUGCCAAGGCAUUCCAGAAAGCCCUGGCUGAAUUUCAGGAAGAGUUUAAAUGCUGUGGUUUGGUCAAUGGAGCUGCUGACUGGGGAAAUAAUUUUCAACAGAAUUCCAAGUCAUGUGAAUGUCAGAGUUCAACAGAUCCUAGUUGUGUAUCGUAUGAGAGCAAAUAUGUUUACAAACAGCCAUGCAUUUCUUUCAUCAAAGAAUUAGUUGCAAAACAUAUUCUCAUAGUUAUUGGAAUUGCGUUUGGACUGGCAGUAAUUGAGAUACUUGGUCUGGUGUUCUCUAUGGUCCUGUACUGCCAGAUUGGGAACAAAUGAAUCUGUGGAUAUGUCGAGGUAUCAUCCAUCAAACCCCUUUAAAAUUUUGCUUUGGUUUUGUAACUUUAAAUAUAUGAGUGCUAUACAUGUUAGGAGCAGCUGUCUUAUUAAAACGUCUCAUUUAGCUAGAUCGCAGAUAUAUUGAACAUAUUCCAGACAUAUUGAACAUAUUUAAGACUUGAGCGACCACGGAAAAUGAUAUGAAUGUGAUUUUUACUUAAAAUAAAAGUAACACUGUUUACACUGGUGUA